AUGAAGCUGGUUCUGCUCGCCGUCGUUGUGGCCGUGGCCGCUGCCGCCCCGGACCGCAGCUACGAGGCCCCGAAGGUUUUCGAGACGGAGAACGGCAUCUACGCCUCCGAGUCUGGCAGGCCGGUGGAGGGAUAUGGCGAUGAGGAGAGCUAUGACGUCAACGGGGAGUUCAGCUACACUGGUCCCUACGGCGUCGUCUACAAGGUCGUGUACGUGGCCGACGCCAACGGCUUCCAGCCCCAGGGCGACCACCUGCCCACCCCUGUGCCCACCGAGUACCCUACCCCGGAGGUGUCUGAUGACGAUGAUGAUGAAGAGAGGUACGAGGUGCGGGUUGGCUACGGGCCCAGCUACAACUAGAACAGGAAAACGUGGAGACGACAUACAACCAGCUUUGUACCUGACUAAGCAACGAGUGUUUGUCCCGUCCUUGAUGGUAUGCGCUUGUCUGUGUAUAUCCAUGUGUGCGUGUCAUGUGUUUGAUAAUUUAUUUGGUUGGAUGGAAUGCGAGCAAUAGAUGCGAUGCGUCGGCCA
Molecule: messenger RNA, 534 nt
Organism: Pollicipes pollicipes
Lineage: Eukaryota; Metazoa; Arthropoda; Thecostraca; Pollicipedomorpha; Pollicipedidae
Product: cuticle protein CP14.6-like
Exons: 3
Coding region: 1-360 (119 amino acids)
Cellular component (GO): chitin-based extracellular matrix
Molecular function (GO): structural constituent of chitin-based larval cuticle
Source: RefSeq, a predicted model, not a curated record